AUGGCAAAUACAUCCAAAGAGCGCGGCAUUCGCAUAGCAAUCGACCGAGGCGGCACCUUCACCGACUGCGUUGGCGAGUACAAUGGCGAAGAAAUCAUCAUCAAGCUCCUCUCUGAGGACCCGGCAAACUACAAAGAUGCGCCGCUUGAGGGAAUCCGGCGCAUCAUGAGCCAUUUCCUCAAGCGGGAUAUCCCCCGCGGCGAGCCCUUGGACACAUCCAAGAUUGAUUCCAUCCGCAUGGGCACCACUGUAGCGACCAAUGCGUUGCUGGAAAGGAAGGGCGAGAAGAUUGCCAUGGUCGUCACAAAGGGCUUCAAGGACUGCUUGACGAUUGGGAACCAGUCCAGGCCCAAGAUCUUUGACCUGGCUAUCAGGAAGCCGGAUGUCCUGUACGAGCAGGUUGUCGAGAUUGAUGAGCGCGUCACACUGGAAGACUAUGCCGAGGAUCCGGAGAGGACAAUCACGGCGACAGAUGCUCAAGCGGGCACCAAGGAGGCUGAGGGUAAGGACCUCGUUAGGGGUCUCUCCGGCGAGACGGUCAGGAUACUGAGGCGCCCGGAACACGACGACAUAAGAGCAAAGCUGCAAAAGGUGUAUGACUCGGGAAUCCGCAGUAUAGCCGUGUGUCUUAUGCACGGGUAUACGUUUCCUGACCAUGAAGCCCUGAUAGGCAAGAUCGCAAAGGAGAUUGGCUUCCAACACAUCUCACUCAGUCACGAGCUAAUGCCCAUGGUGAAACUUGUGCCGCGAGCAACAUCAGUCUGCGCAGAUGCUUAUCUAACUCCCGCAAUUAGGAAGUACAUAGAUGGCUUCCAAGCAGGCUUUGAAGGAGGCCUGGGCACGCAGAGCGUGAAGCACGAAAAGGGACCCAAGGGCGCUCGCUGUGAGUUUAUGCAGAGCGAUGGUGGUCUUGUGGAUGUCGACAAAUUUACGGGUCUCAAAGCCAUUUUAUCUGGUCCGGCAGGAGGUGUAGUAGGAUAUGCCAUGACAUCGUAUGAUGAAGAGACGAGGGUUCCCGUUAUUGGAUUCGACAUGGGAGGCACUAGCACAGACGUCUCUCGUUACGGAGAGGGUCGGUACGAGCACGUCUUUGAAACAACCACUGCCGGUGUCACGAUUCAGUCUCCUCAGCUUGACAUCAACACCGUCGCCGCUGGUGGUGGCUCUCGUCUCUUUUUCCGCAACGGGCUGUUCGUUGUAGGACCUGAGUCUGCUGGUGCUCACCCCGGCCCAGCUUGUUACCGCAAAGGUGGCCCUGCAACUGUCACAGAUGCCAACCUGUACUUGGGCCGUCUCCUACCUGAAUUCUUCCCCAAAAUCUUUGGCAAGAAUGAGGACGAGGGGCUGGAUCUGGAAGCGAGCAGAAAAGUGUUGCAGGAACUGGCAGACCAAGUGAACCAGGAGACGGGAAAGAACUUGUCCGUCGAUGAGGUCGCUUUUGGAUUCCUAACAGUUGCCAACGAGACCAUGACAAGGCCCAUUCGGUCCAUCACUGAAGCAAAGGGCCACGAUACCUCUAAGCACAGACUGGCGACCUUUGGCGGUGCCGGCGGUCAGCAUGCCGUCGCCAUCGCGGAAUCUCUCGGUAUUAGCCAGAUCCUUGUCCACCGAUAUUCAUCUGUCCUCUCCGCCUACGGAAUGGCUCUUGCAGACGUUGUGGAUGAGCGACAAGAGCCUGAUUCUUCAGUCUGGAAAGACAGCGGCAAAGUCAUCACUGAACUCCAGGCCAAGAUGGAGAAAUUAAAAGACAAGUCACGAGCCGCUCUCAAAGAUCAAGGUUUCGAUGAGAAUGAGAUUGUGUUUGAGGAGUAUCUCAACUGCAGAUACCGCGGUACUGAGUCUGCUCUCAUGAUUAUCAAGCCUAGCGAAGAAGAAGCAAAGGCGAAUUUUGAUGGCAAAGACUGGGAGUUUGGUAAGGCGUUUGUCAAGCAUCAUCGCUACGAGUUUGGUUUCACGUUGGAUGAUCGGGACAUCAUCGUAGAUGAUGUGAGAGUUCGCGGUAUUGGAAAAAGCUACCGCCAUCAUGAAAAGUCCAUUGACCAGCAGCUCAAGACGAUCAAAAAGCAGGAAGCUUCUACAAAGAAGCAACACAGCGAACAGGAAGUUUACUUUGAUGGCGGCAGAGUCAAGACUCCUGUUUACAAGCUCAAGGACUUGAACGAGGGCGAUGUGGUCAACGGACCAGCUAUGCUGGCAGACGGAACUCAAACCAUUGUCGUGACUCCACGGACCAAGGCUCUCAUUACGGGAACGCAUGUUGUGCUUGAUAUUUCGAAAGAAGGUGCCAAAGACGAGUCCCAUAGCACAGGAGGAGACCGCGAAGUCGAUCCCAUCAUGCUCAGCAUCUUCGGUCACAGAUUUAUGGCUAUUGCAGAACAAAUGGGCCGAGCUCUGCAAAAAACAAGCGUUAGCACAAAUGUCAAAGAAAGACUCGAUUUCUCCUGUGCCAUAUUCGACGCCUCUGGUAACCUGGUAGCCAACGCACCACACUUGCCCGUACAUCUAGGAAGUAUGAGCCACUUGGUCCGUCGACAAGCAGAGAUUUGGAAAGGACGACUAGAAAAGGGGGACGUCAUCAUCUCAAACCACCCUUCGUACGGAGGCACCCAUCUUCCAGAUGUGACGCUGGUGAUGCCCGCCUUCGACCCCAAGGGCGAGAACAUCCUCUUCUACGCAGCAUCCCGAGCCCACCAUGCCGACAUUGGUGGAAUCAGCGCCGGCAGCAUGCCACCGCACUCUCGCGAACUAUUCCAAGAAGGAGCCUCCAUUAAGAGCGAAAAGUUAGUCAGCGGCGGCAAAUUCGAUGAGGAACGUGUUAUCGAGCUUUUUUAUAAUGAGCCUGCCCAGUAUCCUGGAUGCAGUGGCACGCGAUGCCUUGCCGACAACAUCAAUGACCUGAAAGCGCAGGUCUCUGCCAAUAAUAAGGGAAUAUCUCUUAUUGAGACUUUAAUAGAGGAAUACGGCGAAGAAACUGUUCAGUUUUACAUGGUUAACAUCCAGAAGAAUGCCGAGAUGUGUGUACGCAGGCUGCUCAAGGACGUCUACAAGCGAUUCGAGGGCAAGGAGUUAUCCGCUGUAGAUUAUAUGGACGACGGAACCCCCAUUCGUCUCAAAGUCACCAUCGAUCCGGAAGCAGGCGAGGCUGAGUUUGACUUUGAAGGAACCGGUCCCGAAGUAUACGGCAACAUCAAUGCUCCCCAGGCAAUCACCUAUAGCGCCAUCAUUUACUGCCUACGCUGCCUCAUCUCCGAAGACAUUCCCUUGAACCAAGGAUGCCUGAAGCCAAUCCACGUCAAGAUUCCCCCCAAGUCUCUCCUUUCACCAUCCGGCAAUGCAGCUGUCGUCGGUGGAAACGUACUGACUAGUCAACGUAUUACCGAUGUUGUGUUUAAGGCCUUCCAAGCUUGUGCUGCCAGUCAGGGAUGUUGCAAUAACCUUACAUUCGGAUUUGGUGGCAAUCAAUCCGGCAAGCAAGCUGUCAAGGGCUUUGGCUACUAUGAGACUAUUGCAGGUGGAAGUGGUGCUGGACCCGACUGGGUUGGUACGAGCGGUGUGCACGUUCAUAUGACCAACACGAGGAUCACAGACUCGGAGAUCUUUGAGCGAAGAUAUCCCGUUAUCUUGAAGGAGUUCUCCAUUCGAGAAGGAUCAGGUGGUGACGGUCAGCACCGCGGAGGCGAUGGAGUCAUCCGAGAUAUAGAAUUCCGUAUACCGCUGCAAGUGUCCAUCCUCAGCGAGAGGCGCGUAUAUCGUCCAUACGGUUUGAAUGGUGGAGAGGAUGCCCAGUGUGGGUUGAACCUAUGGGUAAGAAAGGUGGAAAAGGCGAAUUGGGAGCGGUCCCUCAAGAGGCUCCAAGGGGAAGAGGACGCAGGGCAGACGGAAUAUGAAGAGCGGCACAUCAACUUGGGAGCCAAAAACACAGCUGCCAUGUCAGCAGGGGACCGCAUUAUCAUAUGCACCCCUGGAGGCGGAGGCUGGGGAAAGCCAGGCGAAAAGAGCAAGGAAAGGAAAAGAACCGAUUUUACUGAGAGCUGGAGCAAAGGCAGUUUCGCGGCCAGAGAAGAAACUGCCUUGCAGGCUUAGUUGGGUCAUUUCCAAGUACUAGUCCGGAAUAGACGUAAAGCAGACAACAGAUGUUUAAAA
Messenger RNA from Trichoderma virens Gv29-8, 4143 nucleotides. RefSeq lists its product as uncharacterized. NCBI's taxonomy places the organism in Eukaryota, Fungi, Ascomycota, Sordariomycetes, Hypocreales, Hypocreaceae. The transcript is spliced from 3 exons. Bases 1 to 4083 code for a protein of 1360 amino acids. Gene Ontology annotation, cellular component: cytosol. Gene Ontology annotation, biological process: glutathione metabolic process. The record is from RefSeq and is a predicted model, not a curated record. Gene Ontology annotation, molecular function: 5-oxoprolinase (ATP-hydrolyzing) activity.